AUGUCAUACGAGGACCAUAUGGAGACCACCGCCACUGUUAUAACAGUGGAGAGGAAGUCUUCUGGAUGGAAGGCAAUUUUACUUAUCAUUGGUACGGAGGCUUUUGAGAGGAUAGCCACUCUUUCCGUAGGCUUGAACUUGGAGUUAUUUUUACUCACCAAGUACAACAUGGAAGAGGAUAAGGCAAGAAGAUGGAUCAGCACUUUCACCAUCCUGGUCGGUUUUGCACCAGUCCUCGGAGCGACUAUCUCGGACUCCUUUAUAGGUCGUUUCAGGACCAUCAUAUUAGGAUCUACUUUCACGCUAUUGUAUAGGAAAUGUAGGUUUCUGAAUAAAGGUGCCAUAAUUGGAGACGGGUUCGAUGGAAGGAGAACAAACAAGUGGACAUUAAGAAGUAUUGACGAGAUCGAGCAAGUUAAAAGAUUGAUUCGGAUUCUUCCAAUUUUCCUGACCACAGUCUUUUUCUUUGUCCCAACUUUAGUUCACAACAAUUAUAUGGUGGUUCAAGUACAUACGAUGAACCACCACCAAAUUCCAUUCACAAUUCUCCUUUUAGUUCUGAACAGCAUUCCUGUGAUCACAGUUUCGCUGUCGAUCAUCUUUUAUGAAUGGGUUGCUGUUCAUAUUUUUAGUAGGCUGACCCGCGUCACACUCCUCCGUAGGAUUGGGGUCAGAUUUUCAUUCCUCUUUUUAUCGAUGGUGGUGGCAGCCAUAGUUGAGGGUGUCUCACGUGCAGCACAUGGAGCGACUGGAGGGAUUUCUGUCUUUUGGCUCACUCCCCAGCUGAUAUUUGUGGGCAUCGCCAAUGCCGUUGGAGUAAUUGGCCAAAUUACUUUUUUUCAUGAGGAAUGCCCGUAA
This is a messenger RNA of Impatiens glandulifera, 858 nucleotides long. RefSeq names its product protein NRT1/ PTR FAMILY 2.12-like. Gene Ontology annotation, cellular component: plasma membrane. Gene Ontology annotation, molecular function: transmembrane transporter activity. The record is from RefSeq and is a predicted model, not a curated record. Lineage: Eukaryota; Viridiplantae; Streptophyta; Magnoliopsida; Ericales; Balsaminaceae. The coding region runs from base 1 to 858 and encodes 285 amino acids. The transcript has 4 exons. Gene Ontology annotation, biological process: transmembrane transport.